Messenger RNA from Prorocentrum cordatum, 603 nucleotides. The record is from the annotation of a GenBank genome assembly. NCBI's taxonomy places the organism in Eukaryota, Dinophyceae, Prorocentrales, Prorocentraceae.
AGCGCGUGCAGCCAGCCCCCGCCCCUCCGCACAAGCCGGCGGCGCGUGGCACUUCCCCCCCGGCGCCCGGCGCGGCCCGAUUGGGUGGAGCGGCACCGCCGGCGACGGGGCCCCGGCGUCGCGGCGAGGGCUCUCUUCUGGACGCCCGAAAUCAGAGCCCCGAAUCAUCAGGGUGCAUCUCCAUGAAGAUGGUGAGCAGGACGAUGCGAUGGAGGUUCGUAGCCAAACCGGUGGUGUGUCCUCUUUCGGGCCACGCAUGCCGACUUUGGCCGCGGGGCCGCAGUUGGGCCAUGAGCUACGCGCUUUCCGCUGUCCGCGAUAACCGGACCGAGAAGGAGCUGCUGCAGAGCAUCAAGGGUUCUCUCGCGGAAGCCGACGAGAUCUCGACGCGAACUUUGGGGAAGUUGAACGAGCAGGAUCUACGGAGCAGCUGGAGAGGAUAGACCGUCACACAGACGACAUCGGCAACAACCUCAACCAGUCUGAGACUCUGCUGCGCAGCCUCAGGCCGUUCGGAUGGGUGCGCAACCUGUUCAAGAAAGAGCACAGGUCGGGGGGCUACCCGAGCUCCUCGAGCAGCUCCAGCUCGGCUCCGGUCGCGGC